UACCACCGCAUUAGUGGCAGCGCUCAAACUACCAGUUUACUCCCCAGACCUACCACCAACAAAUUGUGUGCUCAAAAACAACCAGUUUAUACUCACCAAAAGCCUCAAGAACCAUGGCGGAGGCUGUUGUCGGGCAGCUGGUGGUGACGCUCGGGGCGGCGUUGGCCAAAGAAGCAGCAACCUAUGGAGGAACGCUGCUCUGCAAGGAAGCCUCCGCCCUCAGGGGCCUCUUCAGCAAGAUCCGCCUUUCCAAGGCGGAGCUGGAGAGCAUGCAGGCCUACCUGCAGGAGGCAGAGCGGUUCAAGGACACCGACAAGACCACCGCCAUUUUCGUCGGCGAGAUCAGGGGCCUCGCCUUCCAGAUCGAGGACAUCGUCGACGAGUUCACCUACAAGCUGGAGGACUCCAAGCAUGGAGGGUUCGCCAGCAAGAUGAAGAAGCGGCUCAAGCAUAUCAAGACCUGGCGGCGGCUAGCAGCCAAGCUCCAAGAAAUCGAAGCCCAGCUGCAGGAUGCCAACCGGAGGAAGAAGGAUUAUGCUGUCACCGGCAGAUCUGCUUCUGCUGCCAGAUCGAUAAGAGAAGGUCAAGCUUUGCACUUCACCAGGGAUGAGGACCUUGUGGGGAUCGAAGAGAACAAGGAGAGGCUGAUACGGUGGCUGACAGGCGGUGGUGAUGGUCUGGAGCAGAGCAACAGCAAAGUCACCAUGGUGUGGGGGAUGCCUGGUGUAGGUAAAACCACUCUGGUUGCUCAUGUGUAUGGCACCAUUAAAGAGAAUUUUGACGCCGCGGCAUGGGUAACUGUGUCAGAAAGUUACAAUAUUGAGGAUUUAUUGAAGAAGAUUGCCGGCCAGUACGGCAUUGCAGUCGACAUCGCCAACGUUGAGAUGAGAGGACUGGCAGAGUCCAUCCACAACUUCCUUCAAGGUAAAAAGUAUAUCUUGGUCUUGGAUGAUGUUUGGGCCGAACGCUUCUUGUUGGAGAUAAGGAAUUUCUUCCCAGCAUCUAAUUGUGCGAGUCGAUUUGUUAUCACAUCAAGAAAGCAGGCAGUGUUGACAACUAGGGAGUCUGCAUUUGCAAUUCACUUGGGACCGCUACAAGAGCAUCACUCCUGGCUGCUAUUUUGCAAAGGAGCCUUUGGGAAUGCUGAUGACAAAGAGUGUCCUCUGGAGCUGCAGGAAGUUGCUCGAAAGUUCAUAGCAAAGUCCGAAGGAUUGCCUAUUGCUAUUACAUGCAUUGGCCGCCUACUCUCCCGCAAACUCCCAACUUCUGCCGAAUGGGAGGAUGUGUACAGGGGUUUGGAUUUGCAGUUGGUGAAAGAUGUGAUCCCUGAUGCUCAUAUGAUCCUAAAGGUCAGCUUGGAGGACCUUUCGUACGAUUUGAAGAACUGUUUCUUACAUUGUGCAUUAUCGCCAGAAGAUUUUGAAUUAAAGAGGAAAAGCAUAGUCAGGCAAUGGAUUGCGGCGGGGUUUAUCACAGAAAAAGAUGAGAGAAAAACAGUGGAGGAAGUGGCAGAGGGAUACUUGGCGGAGCUUGUGAACCGAAGCCUACUACAGGUAGUGGAAAGGAAUUAUGUCGGACAACUGAAACACUGUCGGAUGCAUGAUGUCAUACGUCUUCUUGCCCUAAACAAAGCUAUGGUGGAAUGUUUUGGUAAAGUUUAUAAUGGCCCUGCUGAUGGGGCAUUCUCUGUAGAUGGUGCACGUCGCAUAUCGAUUCAGGGAAAAACUCUUGAACACCUGAGCCGAUCGGGUGCUACACAGCUCCGUGCACUACAUGUUAUUGACAAUUAUAUUGAUAUUGAUUUGCUGAAGACCAUCCUAACAUCUUCUAGUUUGUUGUCGAUGUUGAAUCUGCAAGGUACAUGGAUCAAUGUGUUGCCUAAUGAGGUAUUUGACUUGUUUAAUCUGCGUUAUUUGGGUCUUAGAGAUACCGAGAUCAAAAGCCUGCCUGAAGCAUUGGGGAGAUUACAAAGCUUGGAAGUCUUGGAUGCUGCGUGUUCUAAGCUGGAAUAUCUGCCAAAAAGUGUUGUCAAACUUCAGAAGUUGAGAUACCUGUAUGCAUAUUCUGCUGGUGGUGCAGAUGAGACAUUAGAAAUUUUAAGUAAUGACGGAGUCAAGAUGCCUAAUGGCGUGCAUCACUUGGUAGGACUGCGGGCCCUUGAUUCUGUCCAAGCCACUCCAGAGUUACUGUGUGAAGUUGGAGCUCUGAUAGAGUUAAGAACAUUCGGUGUCUACAACGUGAGAAGCAAUAACUCUGCUAACUUGAGCAAUGCUAUCACCAAGAUGACCCAUCUUGUUCGUCUCGAAAUUUGUGCUGCAGAUAUGGAUGAGGUGUUGUGGCUGGAAGGGCUAUGUUUACCUCCAACCCUUUCUCGGCUUUGUUUAGUAGGGCAGAUUGAAAAAACAACGAUACCUCAGCUUUUCUCUUCUUGGUCACACCUUAAUAACCUCACUAGGUUGCAUCUGACAUUCUCCAAUAUUGAUGAGGACACCUUUUCCUGUCUGUGCGUGUUACAUGGUCUACGCUUUAUUUACCUAAUGAAGGCUUUUGAAGGGAAGAGGUUGGAUUUUUACGCAGGGUCAUUUCCAAAUCUCAGGCAUCUAUGGAUGGGGGGCGCGGCACAGCUCAAGCAAGUGGUAAUAGAGAAGGAUGCAAUGCAAAACCUCAUUGAGCUAUUCUUCGCAGACUGUCCCGAGCUAAAGUUUCUUCCUGAUGGCAUCGAACACCUUACAGCCCUUGAGAGAUUAGGUCUGAAAGACAUGUCAGAAGAGCUGAUAGAAAAACUCCGUCGGAAGAGAGAUUCAGAUGAAUCCAGUGAAGAUUUAAUGAAGAUUAGCCACAUUAGGAACGUUGCAGUUGAAAUGAAAGGAGUUUUGGAAAGGAUUAGGUGAUUGUCGCUGCUCCCAGGUGAUUCUGGUUUGCUCGGGAGGGGAGGAGGAUGCUGGUCUGACGACUGUCCUCCAAUAUCUAAGCUCGGAUGGGGCGAGAAGAAUUUGAAAGCUGGGCAGCCCAUUAGUUGUUACAUCUGCUGGACAAUGAAAUUCUAGGCCAUGCCUGUUACUAGUCAAUAUCGAGGACUGGCGCGCAAGACAGGUGGCAGCAGAUAUUUCUUAGCUGCAAAGAAAAAGAAUUACGCAUUUGGAGUCUGCACAUUACUCUAGCAGUCUAGCUAGCUAUGUUGAAAUGAGCAUUCUGCUCAUCAGCUAUUGAUAUUCUCUGUUGCCGGCCUACUUUCUUAGGCAUUGUUAGACAAGCUUCAGUAUGUCUGCACGUACACAGGUGGCUUUCAGUGUGUGUACUGGCGUUGGAACUCGUAAUCUAUGUAAGCUGUAAUCAUUACUGAGCAGUACAACUUUGUAUA
This is a messenger RNA of Triticum dicoccoides, 3361 nucleotides long. RefSeq names its product disease resistance protein RPM1-like. Lineage: Eukaryota; Viridiplantae; Streptophyta; Magnoliopsida; Poales; Poaceae. Gene Ontology annotation, molecular function: ADP binding. Gene Ontology annotation, biological process: defense response to other organism. The transcript is spliced from 2 exons. Bases 114 to 2891 code for a protein of 925 amino acids. The record is from RefSeq and is a predicted model, not a curated record.